Dracunculus medinensis (Guinea worm) is the source of this 2688-nucleotide messenger RNA. NCBI's taxonomy places the organism in Eukaryota, Metazoa, Nematoda, Chromadorea, Rhabditida, Dracunculidae. The record is from the annotation of a GenBank genome assembly.
AUGCGUGAUACGGUAGAACAUUUUUGGUUGUUGUGGCUUUCCCGUGGAAAGAGUUGCGGCAUUGUUGUUAAUUUUUAUUUUGGUGUUGGUGAGGUGUUGAUUGUAUUCACAGUUGUAGCAUCAAUAACUAUUUUAUUGUUUUUGAUUUUUAAGGGAUUCUUUAAAGAAACAGAUUUUGAAAAGUUAUUCAUACAGGCAUAUGGAAAGAAAGCGCUACUUCUGUUAUCGGACGAAAAGGUCAAUAAAACUAAAGGAAUGAAAACGAGUAAAGCAAAAUCUAAGAAGAAAAAAGAGAGUGAAAAGGACCGUCAACAAGAAGUCGUCAUUAAUGAAGAUAUAACUGAUGAAAAAAGCUCCGAACGUGAUUCGACUCAAAGCGAUCAAGAACCAGUUGAAGAUCUUAAGUCUAAGAAGAAAAAGAAGAAAGGUGGAAAAUAUAAAAAUUCAUCCGAUUAUGCUGAGGAAGAGCAGGUUUCUGUGAACAAAGUUAUGUCCCAGUCUCUUCCAGCUAAUGACCAAUCUGCAGUUGCUAAAAUAGUUUCUUCUGAUGUAAAUCAAGAAAAUAUUGUGGAGGAUAAUAAAGUGAAAAAAAGAAAGAAGAAAAAAAAGAAGGAACUCGCUGAAGAACAGCAUGUCGAAAAUGAGCAUUUUCAUCGCGAAGAAGCAUUUAUGGUCACAAGUAGUUUGCCCGAAGAAUACAAGGAAAGGAAAAAAGUGGAAAUAACAAAUGAAAUAUUGCUUGAGCGUCUAGAUGGUGUUGAUGACCUCGAACCCGAAUAUAAAAAUUACUUAAACAAAUAUUUCAAGGAGACGAAUGCUGAUAUUAUUACGGGCCUUUUCCAGAUUAAUAAGCUUCAAAAAGAAAAAAGCAAAAUCGAGGAACAGAUGGCUGAAGUAACUCGACAGAUGCGAAGUUUAUCGCAACAAGCAGCGGCAGCCAAUGAAUACAAAGUAGCUGUAGCAAACAUUAAUCAUAAACUUGUGGAGGAAAAGAAAAAACAUGCCAUGUUUGAGCAAUCAAUUACUGCCAGAAUGAAGCAGACCAUUCAAGAAAUGGAAGUCAUUCAGCGAAUGCGCGAUAAGUUUAAAGAUGAAGCUGAUGUGUUGAAAGAUCAACUUAAAAAAGUCAAAAUGGCACAAUCUUCGAUAGAUGUCAAUAUGUAUCAAAAGAAAAUAGAAAUGUUGGCCAAUGAAUUAAAUGCAUCGAAGGAUCAAAUAUCUCGUGUAGAAGUGGAAAAUAAUCAGCUUAAACAAACCUUGCAGAAACUAACGGUCAAUGCUAAAGAGCGGGAAUGCGAAUUGGAAAGAUUGAUUCAUGAAAAGGCUUUAAAUAAGAAACGGGAGCAUGAACUCGCUGAAAAACAUAGUUCUGAUUUAACGUUGAUGGAUGUCAAGAUGACAGAAUUAGUUAAGAAGGCCGAUGAUUUGGAAGAAGAGGUUGUCAGUUGGAAAAAUAAGUUGGAAGAACGAUCAGUACUGGCAGAAUCUGUUGAAGCAGAUUGCAAACAGCUUCGAGAGCAGCUGCAUUCACUUCGAAAUCGCAUGAACGGUGUUGAAAAAGAGCGUGAUGCAAUUCGAGAUGAAAAUUCGAAUUAUCAAAAAGCGUUGUCUGAAAUAAAUGCAGUCAAUGAAACUCUCAAUGAGCAAUUGAAAAUACAAAUUGCGGAAUUGGAUAUUAUCAAAACUUCAAAAGAACAUCUAGAACGAGAAAAUGAGAAAUGUCGUUUAAGACUAAAGGAAGUAGAAAAUGCUUUUAAUGAAAAUUCUGCCAUACUCAAACAAGAGAUAGAAAAUCUUCGGAUGGCAGUCAAAGAGAAAGAACUGAGUCAGGCCGAUGAAAAUCAGUCAAAGGAUGUUGUCCACUCUGUGAAAGAGAUAUCCAGGUCGUACAAUAAUAAUCAAGAAUCGAGUAAUCAAGAAAUCGUCAUAUUUAAGAAUCGCAUAGCAAAGCUGGAGCAAGAAUUGGAGGAAAAAAUUAAAAGAAAUAUGGAUUUAAGAACAGCAAAUUAUCAACUUGUUGAGAUCAAUCAAGAGCAGGAACGAGUUUUUUUGAAACAAUAUGAAAAAACUGAACGUGAAAGUGAGUUGGUAUUUCGAGAUUUUUGUGAGAAACUGAUGGAAGAUUUAAAAUCGGUUACGCAGUUUACUGUUAUUUAUCCACCAAUACCAAAACACUGCGAUGCUAAAAAAUGUCGCAUUUGGUUAAAAGAAGUUGCCAUGAUGCUUAUAGAAAGGCACAUUUCCAAUAAAGAUGGGGAACUUCAGAUUACGUCAAAUGAAGCUCUGAUUAACGCUAACGAAGAAAAUCGGAAAUUGAAAAGAUAUCUGGCAAAUACUGCUGUUUUGUUGGAUGUUAUCGAAAAAGAAGCAGUUGAGAAAGAAAAGAGAUAUGGGAAUGAAAUUGCUUCACUGAAAAAGGAAUUAAAACAGCAAGGUCAGCUGAAGAAAAAAGCGGACGACAAGUGUAUAUUUCGCAAAGAAAUAAGUGAGCAUGGCACAGGAUUAUCUAUUAUGCAUAAUAAAAAUGGUUAUGAAACUGGCUUAAUUCUCGAUAAGUUCGAUGUUCGCAGUGGGAAUUUGGACGAGCAGCGAGAAAUGAUCUAUGAGCACGAUAUUAGUGUACUUAACAGUUUUUCAUCAUCUACUGAUCACAAUAGUAGUGAUGAUGGCUGGGAAGUUGUUAGUUGA